This is a messenger RNA of Sphaeramia orbicularis (orbiculate cardinalfish), 1487 nucleotides long. Its product is annotated as protein Wnt-4a. The record is from RefSeq and is a predicted model, not a curated record. The transcript has 6 exons. The coding region runs from base 4 to 1062 and encodes 352 amino acids. Gene Ontology annotation, cellular component: extracellular region. Gene Ontology annotation, biological process: neuron differentiation; cell fate commitment; canonical Wnt signaling pathway. NCBI's taxonomy places the organism in Eukaryota, Metazoa, Chordata, Actinopteri, Kurtiformes, Apogonidae. Gene Ontology annotation, molecular function: cytokine activity; frizzled binding.
GAGAUGUCCAAGGAAUAUGUUUUGCGGUGCGUCCUGAUGCUCUGCUUUGCGCUCCUCUCGGCCAACGCGAGUAACUGGCUGUACCUCGCCAAACUGUCGUCCGUGGGAAGCAUCAGGGAUGAGGAGACGUGUGAGAGGUUACGAGGCCUUAUCCAGAGACAGGUUCAGAUCUGUAAGCGCAGCGUGGAGGUGAUGGACGCUGUACGGCGCGGAGCCCAGCUGGCCAUAGACGAGUGUCAGUUCCAGUUCCGCAACCGUCGGUGGAACUGCUCCACUCUGGAGAGCAUGCCAGUGUUUGGCAAAGUGGUCACCCAGGGCACCCGUGAGGCGGCCUUUGUGUAUGCCAUCUCAGCAGCCAGUGUGGCGUUUGCGGUCACCAGGGCCUGCAGCAGUGGAGAGCUGGAAAAAUGUGGCUGUGACCACAAUGUGCAUGGAGUCAGUCCAGAGGGGUUCCAGUGGUCCGGCUGCAGCGAUAACAUCGCAUAUGGCGUGGCCUUUUCUCAGUCCUUUGUGGACGUGAGGGAGAGGAGUAAAGGCCAGUCGUCCAGUCGGGCCCUCAUGAACCUGCACAACAACGAGGCUGGCAGGAAGGCCAUCCUGUCGCACAUGCGUGUGGAGUGUAAAUGUCACGGCGUGUCCGGCUCCUGUGAGGUGAAGACCUGCUGGAAGGCCAUGCCGCCGUUCCGUAAGGUGGGCAACGUCAUCAAAGAGAAGUUUGACGGCGCUACCGAGGUGGAGCAGCGCAAGGUGGGCAGCACCAAAGUCCUGGUGCCCCGAAACUCCCAGUUCAAGCCUCACACAGACGAAGACCUGGUCUACCUGGACCCUAGUCCGGACUUCUGCGACUACGACCCGCGAACGCCGGGCAUGCUGGGAACAGUGGGCCGCCAGUGUAACAGAACGUCCAAGGCCAUUGACGGCUGCGAGCUGAUGUGCUGCGGCCGCGGCUUCCAGACGCAGGAGGUGGAGGUGGUGGACAGGUGCAGCUGUAAGUUCCACUGGUGCUGCUACGUCAAAUGCAAACAGUGCCGCAAAAUGGUGGAGAUGCACACGUGCCGGUGAUGGACGUGGGGGCACGGCUGGGAACUGCUGAUGAGCAAAACGCCCCGCACCCUCCUCCUCCACUGAGGCCGGAGGGAGGACGUAGGAAACGCCCUUUAAUCCUGCUUGAAUCCAUCCCACUCCUCCAGUUAUUGGUCCGAAUCUGAACAGACUCAGAGGCCAAAGGUCAUCCUGUUCAUUCUUUUGCCACAGUAAUGGCUAUAAAGUACAUUUUGCAUGGGAUUUCCUCCAAAACUACAGAGGCAGUUUGUUUCUUCUAAAGUAGAGAGCAUCUUUCACUUUCUGUCUCCCUCCAUCACUCUCACAUUUGGUUUGUCAUUGUUGUCGAUGCUUCUUAUUUUUGUAAUGUUUAACUUAUUUCUUGAGAGUGAGGAGACUGAUGGGGGCUGACGGAGAAGGAGAAGAAGGGCACAGGCGGACCAUAA